Messenger RNA from Racocetra persica, 232 nucleotides. NCBI's taxonomy places the organism in Eukaryota, Fungi, Glomeromycota, Glomeromycetes, Diversisporales, Gigasporaceae. The record is from the annotation of a GenBank genome assembly.
UCUAUACGAUGAUUAUUCCGAAUAUACAAAAUCUGACAGUGAAUCUGAGAACAAUGAAUCUGAAGGUGAUAAAUCUGAAGAUGAAUAUUUAAGUGAUAACUCAGAAUAUGAAAUUACACAUACGCUUCGAUAUUGUAUAUUUAGUUUUGAUAAUGAAUCUAUAGAAGCUGAUAUUCCGACAAGCAAAUGCAAAAAUAUCUAUUUAAAAGCAAUGGGCUUAUUAAUUAACUAA